Molecule: messenger RNA, 2617 nt
Organism: Mobula hypostoma (lesser devil ray)
Lineage: Eukaryota; Metazoa; Chordata; Chondrichthyes; Myliobatiformes; Myliobatidae
Gene: igfals
Product: insulin-like growth factor binding protein, acid labile subunit
Exons: 2
Coding region: 179-2008 (609 amino acids)
Cellular component (GO): extracellular matrix
Molecular function (GO): protein binding
Source: RefSeq, a predicted model, not a curated record
GGGAGUUAAAAUAAUUAUGUAUUAAGAAAAGAAUGAGACAUGUGAAACAUCAUGCUGAAUCAACCUGUGGUCUGAAGCUAUCUUAUGAAAACUGAAGUUGUGCAGAAUAAUUCUAUUUUCCACCUGCAUUAUCCAGUCUGGACACAAGACGAUUCAGAAAACAUACAGUAGGAACAAAAUGAGCAAAUCUGUGGAAACUUGCUUUGUUUUGCUUAUUGUUUAUCUGAGGUUCAUUUCGCUGAUGGGAACAAACUCACAGUUACCACCAGAGGGACAGACAGAUAACAAAAAUUUCACAUGCCCUCACGUGUGCACAUGCAUUUUCGAUGACUACACUGAAGAACUGAAUGUCUACUGCAGCUCUCACAAUCUUACCAGCAUUCCUAACGAUGUACCAACUAAUGCCAAAACAGUGUGGUUUGACAGUAACAACUUCACAGUUCUUCCAUCCUAUGCUUUCAGAAAUCUGCCAAAUCUGGACUUCCUGAACCUUGAGAAAGGACAGAUAGUUAGCAUAGACCAACAUGCUUUCUAUGGUUUGAAGCAACUGGUCCACCUCCACUUGGAAAGGAACAAUCUGAAACACCUGACACCAAGAGUAUUCCAGCACACUCCAAUUCUUGGCUCACUUAGUCUGAACAACAACAACUUUGGCAAAAUUGAGGAAACAUUAUUUUCCAGCCUUUCCCAUCUCUGGUACCUGAAUCUGGGUUGGAAUAAUCUUGCAGUGUUGCCUACAGCAAGUUUUCAUAAUUUGUCUAAGUUAAGGGAGCUUAUUUUAGCGGGAAAUAGACUUAUUUACCUGCAGCCACAACUAUUUACCAGCUUGACAGAGCUGAAGGAACUUGAUCUGUCUACAAACCUGUUGAGAAUUAUUAAGAGGAACAUCUUUCUGAAACUGCAAAAACUUCAGAAGCUCUAUUUGAGUCAUAAUCAAAUCAGCACUAUCAUGCCUGGAGCUUUCAUGGGAAUGAAGUCUCUCAGGUGGUUAGACCUGUCCCACAAUCGUAUUACCAUAUUGCAUGAGGAGACAUUUGCUGGGCUCCCAAACCUCCACGUACUUCGAGUGUUCAACAACUCCAUCACAAGGUUAAAGUACAAGACCUUCAGAGAACUUCAAUUUCUAGAAGAGCUCCAAUUUGGGUACAACAAAAUUAGAAGUCUUCCUGAGAACAUUUUUGAGGGCUUAGUCCAGCUAGAAGUCCUCACUCUGAAUAAUAAUCAAAUACAGGAGAUCAGACCAGGCGCAUUUGUUGGUCUUUGUGAUGUAGCCGUCCUUAAUCUAUCUAGCAACUUCUUAAAGGACUUAGCAGAAUACACCUUUAAGGGUCUUUCUAAUCUUCAUAGUUUGCAUUUAGAAAAUAAUGCAGUCACAAGAAUUCAACCCAACAUAUUUUCUGGACUGAUUGGCCUUCGACGACUUUUCUUGCAAAAUAAUCACAUUUCAGUCAUUGAGAAUCAUAGCCUCAGUGACUUAGGAGGGCUUUUGGAACUAGAUUUCAGGUACAACAAACUCGUAGAGCUAUCUCCUCAUGCCUUCACAGGAAUAUCAAAUCUGGAAUAUCUUCUGUUAAAGUGCAAUAAACUUGCAAAAAUUCCCGACAUCGCCUUUCAACCUCUUCAGCAGCUCUCUUGGCUUGAUUUAUCACAGAAUUUUAUUGAGUUUUUCUACAAUCAUACUUUUAAGCCACUGACCAGGUUAAAAUAUCUGAACCUCAAGAACAAUUCUUUAAGACAUUUCCCAGAUCAACUUUUGAAACAGUCAUCAGAACUUGAACAAUUACUGUUGGAUGGUAAUAGAUGGCAUUGCGACUGCUUGUUGAAGUCCCUCAGAGACUACUGUCUGGAGAACCCCCAUGUUGUGCCCCGUUACUUUGAAUCAACAGUAGAAAGGGAUGAAAGUCAUACAGUUGUGUAUACAUACAAUAACAUCACAUGUGCAAGCCCACAAGCCAUAGCUAGUACAGAUCUGAGAGACAUCAGCGAGGACUAUUUUGUUAACUGCUAACAUCAAGCGCAACAUGAGAUGUUACCUACAAUUAUCACAGUCAAAUUAUUCAAAUGGCUAUAUUGUGAUUACUUCAUCUUUUACAAGCACAUAAUAUCUACAUAUGCAAUUAUAACAAUACAUUAAUCAGUUAAUGGGGGCCUGACAUUUCUGGCCAGUAUAAAUUGUUAUUGAUGCAAUAUUUCCUUCAGGCUCAGUAAGCUUAUUAUAAACACAAGAGAUUAUGCACAUUCUGAAAACAAAAGCAACAGUCCCAAAAUGCUGAAGGAACUCAGCAGGUCAAGCAGCAUCUAUGGAAGGGAAUAACAGUCGAUGUUUCAGGCCGAGGCCCUUCAUCAGGACUUCCUUAUUAAAGUUGUGCAAAUAAUGCUCAGCUGAUUGAGCAGAAAUAAUAAUAACUGCACUAACUUGAACAUUAAGCAGCAUAAAAGGUAGUAAAAUGUUUCACAGUGCUCGGGGAAAUUAUUUUACUGGUUUGGUGAACCAGAAACAGAAUUGAAACUGAUGGAUGUCAGUAGGAACGCAAGAAAAUUUAGCCACUUGGCAAAUUAUAUAUUUUAUGAACAAAAUGUUCUACUGAACCAAAAUACUGAAAAAUGCUGUAAAUCU